AUGUCUCUUCUUACCACGGAGCUUGCUUGCACUUCUGCCCCCGAUCAAGUCUUGCAUCUUUUCUUCCAAGACGGCCAAAACAUUCUCGAAGCGCGAUCUCCAGAUGGCGGCAAUGUUUGGACUACUCAAGAUACUAUCAUUGCUAAAGAUGGAGAUUACAAUGGCUCUUCUAUGACAUGCUACUAUGUAGACAAAGACGCAAAUUUCGAUAACCAGCCCUCAAUUCAUCUCCUCUACAUGAACAAGGAUAAGCAAUUGACGGAGAAAGUCAAGCGCAUGAAGGGAGACAAUCCAAUUUGGGAGGACGCUAAGGUCCCAGACGAAGUCAGGAAAGGACCAGAGCAAUAUUCGAAGUUGACCAGCGGCUCAUUCAACCAAGGCACUGGUUGGAACCCGAAUGGUUCACAAUGGGCAUACUUUUCAGCCUCCAAGGAUGGCAAGAUGGGCAUCGUCGAAAUUCGACGCACUCCAAAAGAUCCAUGGCAUACAGAGACUAUUCUCGAAGAAAAGUGGGGUGAUGAACUCCCUGGAACCGCUCUAGCCUGUGUAAUUGGGAAUGGAAAGAUCAGGGUGUUCCUCCAGCACCAUGACUACAGCAUCAUACUCUACGAAAAUCAAAACAACACAUGGCAUGACCGAGGCACCUUCAUUCCGAAAGACAAGGUUCAAGCCACAACACCGCUUGCUUGCACCAUGACCAAGGACGGAAGCGUCCAUCUCUUCUACGUCUCAAAGUCUAACAAGAUUAUUCAUUGCACCGAUGGCAAGAAAGAGGAAGAAUUGAUCAAUUUCUUCCCAGGCUCGAAGUUGGGCGCUACUUCAGUUGAGAACAAGAUCACCUUGUUCUUCAGAAACUUGAACCCUGUCAAUGAAGUUGGCACGCUUGAGAAUGAGAAUGGCUCCUGGAAGCAUGGUACUACUGUCAUCCCCGCAUGA
This is a messenger RNA of Sclerotinia sclerotiorum 1980 UF-70, 936 nucleotides long. RefSeq lists its product with no specific name. The coding region runs from base 1 to 936 and encodes 311 amino acids. The record is from RefSeq and is a predicted model, not a curated record. The transcript is spliced from 4 exons. Lineage: Eukaryota; Fungi; Ascomycota; Leotiomycetes; Helotiales; Sclerotiniaceae.